UAAAAUUUGAAUUUUAAUGAAUAGGUCUCAAUCCCCCAUUAAUGAUAGUCGUAGUCAGAGUUCAUCUAAAAGAUAUGUUUCUCCCAAUGAAAGAUAACAUACUCAAGAAAAUGAACAAGUAAACAUAUUUUUAUACUAUUCAGAAUCAUAAAAAAUUACCAACCACUUAAUAAGUUAAAUCUAAAAUUGUUAAUGUUGAUUAAUCAGAUUUAGGUAGUAUUUUAGGAGAAGUUAACAUCAAUAAUACUAGCAAAAUGUCAAAUAUGACUUAAUUUGCUAAUUUCAUGUAUGUUCCAUGUCCUACUCAUCCUGAAUUUUUUAUUACUAAUCUAUGUUAGGAUUAAGUAUACUUUUAUUUCAAUCUAAUUUAGAAUUGUAUUGAACCUCUAUGUCCUGAAUGUAUUAACGAACAUCUAUAAAUGCACUCAUAAAAAGGAAGAGUCCCAAAAUUAGAAAAUAUUCAAAGAGUCAGAAAAGAUAACACAUAUAAAAUAGAUGAACUUUCUAAAUUAUUGUAAUUUAAAUUAUAAGAUUCAAAGAAGUAUUUCUCAGAAUAACCAUCAAUUAUUUAUAAUAAUAAUCUCGAAUAAUUGAGAUCAAUACAUGAAUAAAUCUCAAAUAUUGUUGAUGACUAUUUUGAAUCUUUGUACAAAGAUUUGAAAGAAUAAAAUUAAGAAGAAUAUUUAAAAUAGUUAACUUAAAUAGAAUAAGAUAUCUUCUAAUAAUAAACAAAACUUAUCAAAUUAUAAGAGGAUUUACAUAAUGAUAACUAUGUUAGAGCAGUCAUCUAAAUCUGUGAUGGUAAAUAAGAGUUAUUUUCUGAUAAGAGUCUUACUUCUUUAGAAAGAUUAAUUUAAAAUUAUUAAUAAUCAUAAAUCAAAAUCAUAUUUGAUAAAAAUAAUAUUGAAUUGUUUUAGACAUACUGUAAAAAAAUGUGCUAUUUUGUUAAGAAUACUUAAUUCCAAAAUAAUUAACAAACAAGUAAUCCAAAAAUAAAUAAGAAUCCUAAACCAGAAGAUAAAUUAAAUCAAUCUACAAUGAAAUUAACUCAUAUUUCUGAAAUACCACCUCCUCUAGUAAAUCCAAUAACUUUGAUUUCUGAUAGUUUAACAAAUGAUGAAGCUAAAUACUAAAUAAAUAAUUCAAAUCAUUUUGAAGAUGGUAAACCUUAAGUUCUGGUAAGAUUAGAAGAAGGAGGUUAUGCUGCAUAUAUUUAUGAUAUUCAAUCCUAACAAUAUAGAAUUGAAACCAUUAAUAGUUCUACAAAAGUCCCAUUAUUUCAUAGAUUAUAUACAACUUCUUCAGGUAAACAUUUAGUUAUUGGGGGAGUUGAUAGAGAUAAAUCAAGAUUUAAAGCUAUUGCUUCAGUUUAUGAAUUUAAUCAUACAAAUUUAUAAUUAAAUUUACAUUCAGAAAUGGUUUUACCUAGAGCAAUGACAUCUGCAUGUUAGGUUGAUAAUUUCGUAUUUGUUGUUGGUGGAUCAUCAACAAAUGAUGAAAAUACAUCUAUGGCUAAGGCUGAAAAACUAGAUUUAACUAAUAAGAGAUGGUAAACUAUUGAAGAUCCCUAUUUUAAAUGUAGUGGAUGUGCAUUAGUAGCUAUUGAUCAAAAUACAAUAUUUAAAAUAGGAGGUAAAUGUGAUAUAUUUACUCCAUGUAACUCUAUUGAAUCAUAUGAUAUUUAGAAGAAUUCUUGGGUAUUAAAUUUAUAUAUUCAUUUCUUUUAGACUAAAAUUGAAUUCAAAUUCUUAUCCAAUGGAUAUUUGAGAUUGCCUUUUAAUAGUUGUGCCAUUAGAAGUUCUUAUGAUUAGAUUCUCAUUUUAGGUGGAUCUGUACAUGAUGUCAAAAGCAAUGAAACUUAGGUAUUUUAUAUUAUAUUAUAAUAAGAUUCUUAAUCUAAAGACUAAAACUCUAUAAAAGUCAAAAGAAUUACCUAAUUCAAUUGAAUUUAAUACUCAAAGUGCUAUUGUAUAGUUCAAUAAUGUUUAUCUACUAACAGAAAAUUAAUAACCCUUAUUGUUUGGGAAUUAAAAUGGAUUUAAAUAUCAAUGA
Paramecium sonneborni is the source of this 2052-nucleotide messenger RNA. The record is from the annotation of a GenBank genome assembly. NCBI's taxonomy places the organism in Eukaryota, Ciliophora, Oligohymenophorea, Peniculida, Parameciidae.